Messenger RNA from Lactuca sativa (garden lettuce), 2073 nucleotides. Its product is annotated as UDP-glycosyltransferase 85C2. Gene Ontology annotation, molecular function: quercetin 7-O-glucosyltransferase activity; quercetin 3-O-glucosyltransferase activity. The record is from RefSeq and is a predicted model, not a curated record. Lineage: Eukaryota; Viridiplantae; Streptophyta; Magnoliopsida; Asterales; Asteraceae.
CCCUUUUCAUUUUAACCACGUUUCAUUUCAUUUUUUUGUAGUAUCAACAGUGACAUAAAAAAAUUCUAGGGUAAAACACAAUAAUUCAGUUUUUUAUAUCAUUCUUGGAGAUUUAUCGAAGUUGGAAUAUAUAUCUGGCCAACUUGGACCCCACCAGUAAUUGAAACUUAACUAUCUUCGAGAUUUUAUGUUUCAUCAUCAAAAACGACCUUUUGGCUUUUGCGAUCAUAGAUCAAAUGUUAGUUUCUUCUUCGUCCAAUUUAUAAUAGAAAGCCGGCAUGGCAAAUUGGCAACUACAACUCAAACAUUACAUCCUAAAUAUAUAAAGACGAGAGACAGUCAGCAUCAAUCAAAAUAUCAAUCGUAUUAGUUAUUUGAUUGUAGAUCUAUUUUUAGCUACUAACAAGCCCAUAAAUACACACCACAACCCCUUCGAAAACAGACACAGUAGAAUGGAGACAAUGGCCAAAACUGAGAAGAAGCCUCAUGUCAUCUUUAUCCCACUUCCAGCACAAAGCCACGUUAAGGCGAUGCUCAAACUAGCGCAGCUUCUUCACCACAAGGGACUCCAAAUAACAUUCAUUAACACAGAGUUCAUCCACAAGCGUUUGCUCAAGUCUGGUGGUGUCCACAGUCUCGAUGGAUCAAAUGGUUUCCAAUUUGCAUCCAUUCCUGACAGCAUUCCUCGUAGUUCUGAAGAUGACGAUGGUCUAGAACAUCUCCUUCAUUGUGUUGAAACCCACUUCCUGACUCCUUUUCUUGAUCUUGCAACCAAACUCUCAUCUCCUCCAACUCUUAUCAUCUCUGAUGGCUUCAUGUCGGUUUUCACCAUUGAUGCUGCAAAAAAGUUGGGAAUCCCGGUCAUGCUCUACUGGACGCUUGCAGCUUGUGGCUUCAUGGGUUUUUACCAGACCAAAUCUCUCAUGGAGAAAGGACUUACACCACUUAAAGAUGAAAGUUACCUGACAAAUGGAUUUUUAGAAACCAUUGUUGAUUGGAUCCCGGGAAUGAAAAGAAUCCAGCUUAAGCAUUUACCGACCAAUAUCCGGACAACAGACCCUACAGACAAACUGUUUACGUUUUCUAUGGAAGCUACACAAAAUGCCCACAAAGUCUCAUACAAUAUUAUUCACACGUUUGACACAUUGGAGACUAGUCUUGUGGAUGCUCUUUCGUCCAUGAUUCCUCAUGUUUACACGGUUGGUCCAGUGCAGUUACUUCUUAAUCAGAUUCCGGCAAAGGAAAGACAAGCUCAAAUGUCGAAUUUUAAUGGAUACAGCUUAUGGAAAGAAGAAACAGAGUGUUUGCAAUGGCUCGAAUCCAAGGAAUUAAACUCUGUGAUUUAUGUGAACUAUGGGAGUUCAACAGUAAUGUCUUUACAAGAUCUUAUAGAAUUUGGUUGGGGACUUGCUAAUAGCAACCACUAUUUCCUUUGGAUAAUUAGAUCGGAUGUGGUUGUUGGAGAAUCCGCAGUUUUGCCUCCUGAGUUUGAGGAGGUUAUUAAAAAGAGAGGUUUUAUAGGAAGCUGGUGUCCACAAGAAAAGGUGCUGGAGCACCCUUCCAUUGGAGGGUUCUUGACACACGGUGGUUGGGGUUCCACCAUCGAGAGCUUGUCCGCUGGUGUACCAAUGAUAUGUUGGCCUUAUUUGUGGGACCAACUGACUAAUUGUAGGUAUAUAUGCAAGGAAUGGGAAGUUGGGAUGGAGAUGGAGAAGGAGGUGAAAAGGGAGGAAGUUAGUAAGCUUGUAAAGGAGUUGAUGGGAGACGGAGGUCACAUGAUGAGGAAGAAAGCAUUGGAGUGGAAGGAAAAGGCUCUUCUGGCAACCGCUCCCAAUGGUUCAUCGACCUUGAACGUGAACAACCUUGUCGAGGAAAUCAUUAUGUUGUCAAGAAACUAAAAGAAAUGUGUAUAUAUAUAUAUAUAUAUAUAUAUAUAUAUAUAUAUAUAUAUAUAUAUAUACUAUCCGUUUACCCACGCCAAGCGACGGAUGUUAAUAGUUUCUUUUGAUAAUUAUUUCUCUUCGAAAACAUUUAUGUUUGAACACUCAACUUUGAUGUCAAUGUAACGGGAAG